Babesia ovata is the source of this 489-nucleotide messenger RNA. Its product is annotated as UDP-N-acetylglucosamine 1-carboxyvinyltransferase, putative. The record is from RefSeq and is a predicted model, not a curated record. The transcript has a single exon. The coding region runs from base 1 to 489 and encodes 162 amino acids. NCBI's taxonomy places the organism in Eukaryota, Apicomplexa, Aconoidasida, Piroplasmida, Babesiidae.
AUGCACCCUUAUAAUCUCUUCGUUGACAUAGUCACUCACCGGCCCGUAGAAUUGCAUGAAGGCGGAGGCCAAGUCAGAGACAUUUUGGGGAUCCUUGACUUCUUUGAGCUUUUUGAUGUUCACGCCUUUUUCGCCCUGCAGCCUCGCCAUCAGCCCCUUGAAGCCAAUGUGCUUGUCGUUUUCGAUUUCCUCCGGCAGUGUGUCCAGCUGUCCACUCACCCUGCUGGUGAAGCUCCGCAACGCCUCCUUGACGGUGGAGAAAUAAUGCUCACGCGCGUGCCUUGUGAGCUCGGCGAUGCAGGGGUCAAGUUGCUCCUCGACGUACGCUGUGAGAUUUUUAAUCGUCUCCUCACGCCACCUGUCUGCUUCAUCGAGGAGAUUCGUGGCGUCAUUUAUUGCUUGAUGCACCGGGCCGACGAGCAGCAUGUCGAGAUCAUUAUGGAUGCUCUUCAAGUUUAUGUUAAUUUCAUCGUUGCUGAUUUUCUCUAG